Harmonia axyridis is the source of this 1072-nucleotide messenger RNA. RefSeq lists its product as uncharacterized. Gene Ontology annotation, molecular function: chitin binding. The transcript is spliced from 3 exons. NCBI's taxonomy places the organism in Eukaryota, Metazoa, Arthropoda, Insecta, Coleoptera, Coccinellidae. Gene Ontology annotation, cellular component: extracellular region. The coding region runs from base 179 to 784 and encodes 201 amino acids. The record is from RefSeq and is a predicted model, not a curated record.
AAUAUAUCUCCGCCACUGCAGAAGAGACUUGUAAAUGACAUAGGUGGAAAAGGAACAUCCAAAGACUCGAGUAAUCGCUAUAUAAUCUUCACUUUAUUUUCAAGUGAAUCCCAGUACACGAUAAUUGUCUUCAGAUGCUGCAGAGCGAAAAUUUAAUUUUGUCCCGCGCGAGUCAAUCAUGGAUUUCGCUCUCUUAUUUCGAAUAACGUGCCUUAUUGGUUUCACGCUGCUGCACCAGACCGCAGGAGCGAAAAAGCCGAAAGAAGAUAGGAACCAAAUCCCCGAAGAAGAAGAGGACGACUUGACACGUGAGGAGCAGAACUACUCCAAUCAUUACACCGAUAAUCUCCCAGGAGCUCCAGAGCUCGAUUAUCCGAUUUUCACGUCCAUUCCUAGAACGGGAUUUUCUUGUGAAGGGAAAGUAGAUUGGCAAUAUUAUGCAGACAUUGAAACCGACUGUCAGGUAUUCCACGUCUGCCAGAGCCAACACUCCAAGACCUCCUUUUUGUGUCCGGAAGGAACUAUCUUCAAUCAGCGGCAUUCAGUCUGCGAUUGGUGGUACAAUGUAGAUUGCACAGACUCCAUCGACCUCUUCCUGAAUGAUUACAACGGUCAAGACCUUACAUUGCAAAACAUCGCGGGUCUUGGGGAAUUCGAUUUGAGCCUGGCGUCAUCAGGAGGUAAUAAGGGACCCAACGGCGACCUCGAAGCCGAGAAUAAGUUGCCAGAUGGCGGCGGCAAAGCCGGCAGCAAAACAAAAUCCAAAACGAAACUGAGAAACUAACACAGUGGCACUCCACCAUGCAAUUUCUUCAUGAAGUGUCCCACGUGAAAUUGGAUUUACUUUCCACAUGAAAGGAUGCCAUAUCGAAUAUCGGGGAGUUCGAGGUGGACUCAAAUGGUGGUGAAAUGUACUGAAAAAUGUCGAGUAUAUGCAUGUUUAUACUUUGUGUUCGAGUGUUCGAGCAGUUUUAACUUUUUUUAAUGAUUUUUGAGGUUUUAAGAGUGAGAACGAAUUUAUAUUUCCUGUCUCUUCUGUUCGUUUUGACAUAAAUAAAAGAGAUAAAUUGUA